This is a messenger RNA of Beta vulgaris subsp. vulgaris (sugar beet), 3398 nucleotides long. Its product is annotated as pentatricopeptide repeat-containing protein At5g44230. Gene Ontology annotation, biological process: RNA modification. The record is from RefSeq and is a predicted model, not a curated record. NCBI's taxonomy places the organism in Eukaryota, Viridiplantae, Streptophyta, Magnoliopsida, Caryophyllales, Amaranthaceae. Gene Ontology annotation, molecular function: zinc ion binding; protein binding; RNA binding. The transcript has a single exon. The coding region runs from base 269 to 2245 and encodes 658 amino acids.
UAUGAGGUUAACCCACAGGUUGAAUUAGUAUGAGUUGACCCACAAGUCGAGUCUGUUUUACACCUCUAGAUUCAGCUUCAACCACAAAAAGUGGAAGCAAUUCAGUUAUGAAGAAUUAACUGCUAUGCAACGGAGCUAAAGCGUCGGGAAAUUCCAAAUUUAGAUAUUGGUAUAAUGAUAUUAGCUCAAAGAGGUCGAAUUCUACUCAAUUAAAUGGUUUACGUCAACAAAAGAAAAAGAAAAAGAAACCGAAAUUCCAAACGAUGUAAUGCGAUUUCCAAAUACUCCUUGUCUCUCAUCUAACACACUUCGUAAAAUCUGCUUCCAAGAAAACACCAUUCCCUCAAAACUCCAACACCCAUCAUUCAUUCCUCCUCAACCUCCAGACAACAAAUUACACAAACUCUUAGAAUCACGCAUAAUCUCUCUGCUAGAUGUCUGCACACACCUCAACCAUAUCAAACAACUACAUGCUCAUAUAUACAGUUGUGGACUAGGAGAAAACAGCUAUGUUCUUACCAAAUUCAUUCGUAUUCUCACGAAGCUUAACUUUUCAAUGGAUGGUUAUCCGCGCGCCAUCUUUCACCAGGUUCAACGCCCACAUUCCUUUCUUUGGACAGCUCUCAUUCGUGGCUAUGUGUAUAACGGGCCGAUUUAUGAAGCUAUAAGUUUAUAUUCUUGUAUGAGAAGAAAUGGUAUUAGACCCACUUCUUUUACUUUUUGUACCUUGUUUAAGGGUGGUGCUAGUAUGGGGGAUGUGGGUUUGGGUUGUCAGUUACAUGGGCAGAUGUUCAAGUUUGGUGGGUUUGGGUCGGAGUUGUUUUUGCACGCGGGGAAUUCGUUGAUUGAUUUGUAUGUGAAAUGCGGGGUUCUGGAAAGUGCCCGCAAAGUGUUUGAUGAAAUGCCUACGAGAGAUGUUAUAUCUGGAACUUCACUCAUUGUUGCUUAUGCUAAGGGUGGAGAUAUGGAAGCUGCUACGGAGUUGUUUGUCGAGCUUGAUGUGAAGGAUGCUGUGGUUUGGACUGCUAUGAUUACGUCGUAUGCACAGAAUGCUCGACCUAAGGAAGCUUUAGAGAUGUUUGAUAGGAUGCAGCGUUGUGGGAUUAAAGCUGAUGAGUUUACGUUGGCUGGUGUUAUAUCUGCUUGUGCUCAGCUUGGUACGAUCAAGUAUUCAAUGCGUAUUCGGGAUAUUGCGGAAAGAUCAGGACAUGGACCUGACAGAAAUGUUGUUAUUGGGUCUGCAUUAGUAGACAUGUAUGCCAAAUGUGGGAGAGUGGAUGAUGCAUAUGAGAUAUUUAAGGUCAUGAGAGAAAGGAAUGUGUACACUUACAGUUCAAUGAUUUUGGGGUUUGCGGUGCAUGGUCGUGCUACUGAAGCAAUGCAAUUGUUCAAUGAGAUGGAGAAGACAGAUAUAAGACCAAACAAUGUCACUUUGCUUGGGGUGCUUAUGGCAUGUAGUCAUGCUGGAAUGGUUGAAGAAGGCCGUCGGUUAUUUGGAAGCAUGGAGGAAACCUAUGGUGUCACUCCCACAAGUGAUCACUAUACUUGUAUGGUUGAUUUUCUUGGACGAUCUGGCCACUUGGAAGAAGCCCUUGCUGUUGCCAAAACAAUGCCACUAGAUCCCCAUGGGAGUGUGUGGGGUGCGCUACUUGGAGCUUGUAACAUUUAUAAUAAUCCCGACAUUGCUGAGGUUGCUGCCAGCCACUUAUUUGAACUUGAGCCCAACAAUAUAGGAAAUUAUGUUUUGCUUGCAAACAUACUUUCAUCAGCUGGAAGAUGGGAAAGUGUUUCAAGAGUGAGGAAUCUUAUUAAGAGCAAGGGUUUAAAAAAGUAUCCUGCACGUAGCUGGGUGGAAGGAAAGAAUGGAAGUGUUCACGAGUUCUUUGCCGGAGACCAGUCUCAUCCAAGAUCUUCAGAGAUGAAGCAGAUCCUGGAGGAUCUUGUAGCUAGGUUGAAACUUCAUGGAUAUGAACCAAAUUUGGGAUCAGUGAGUUAUGACGUUAGUGAUGAUGACAAAAGGCAGAUACUAAUGGCUCACAGUGAGAAGUUAGCCCUUGCUUUUGAAUUAUUGACUACCGAGUCUACUCAUACAAUUAGGAUUAUGAAAAACCUCCGAAUUUGUGAGGACUGCCACAUCUUUAUGUGUGGUGCUUCUAAGGUUGCCGGGAGGGAGAUUGUUAUUAGAGACAAUAUGAGAUUUCACCAUUUCCAUGAUGGAGCAUGCUCCUGUGGUAAUUUUUGGUGAUAUAGCUGUUACAAACUAAUGUUUGUAGCUACUUCCUCCGUUUUAAUUUAGUUGUAACAUUUUCUAAAUCACGGACUCCUAGACAAUUUUUGGAGAGGAGAGAGAUAUAGAAAGAAAAUAAAAGUGGUCCAUGUGACAAAAGAGAGAUAGAGAGAAAUUAUUAUCCAAAAUGAAAGUGUCACAACUAAAUUGAAACUUCGUAAAAUAGAAAACGUCACAACGAAAUUCAAACGGAGGAAUUAUAUAGUUUAGCUAUCACCCUACUGAUAGGAUGGUGAUAGUGUACUAGAUGAUAUGGAUUCUGGUGCUUGGAGUUAGGCUGAACACAAACCCUUCAGUGAAAUAUGUGGGUGGGCAUUUGUGUGCUUCUGAGAGUUUGUAAAGCAUUUAAUUGAAUUGCCCCAAAUUUUCUUAAUCCCUUUGCUUCUGCUAAAGUUCCUCAUCCCAUCGGAUCUUUUAUUUAUUUUGCUGCCAUGUAUGGUAUCGCAAAUGUACGCCAUUAUUUUCUCAUUUUACUUCAUCAUUGUUUGAAAUAUUUUCUUCUUUAAGUGAGUACUGUCGAGCGUCGAGUCGUCGCUGCGUGUGCGAGCGAGCGAGUACUGUCGAGCGUCGAGUCAUCACUGCAUGUGCGAGUGAGCGACAGGAGUGUCAAGCAACGAGUCCUCGCUGCUGCUGUCGAGUGUGCGAACGCUCGAAGUCGAGGCCGCAGGAAUGUUGUGUGUGUGUUGCACGUCGGGUGCUACUGUGUGUGUGCGAGCAGUCGAGGGUCGUACUUUGUGUGCGAAGUGUGGUCGAGGUUGUGCGGGUGUGUUGUGUGCGUGCUAGGCGAGGUUGGGUGUCGAGUUGUGCGAGGUAAUGGUCGUGCAUGUGUGCGACGAGUGGCGUGGUGUUGUGCGAGUGGUGUGCAAGUGUGAUGGUGCGUGGCUAGUGUGUUGUCGGAAUUUCGUCACCGGUAAUUGCCGUCGGCGAGUCACUUUGGUAUAAAGAAAAUAAAAUUCUUCUUUUCUUCUUUAAAUUUAUGUAUAUAAUCUGAUUUUGUAAUUCUAAUGUAUCUUUGAUCAAGUUUGUAAUUUGAUUAAGAUUAUAAUUUGAUUAAGUUUGUAAUUAUAAGUAAAGUAUAAAAUAAGUAAAAGAAAUCAGAUUUAUAGUUAUA